Messenger RNA from Meloidogyne enterolobii, 369 nucleotides. The record is from the annotation of a GenBank genome assembly. NCBI's taxonomy places the organism in Eukaryota, Metazoa, Nematoda, Chromadorea, Rhabditida, Meloidogynidae.
AUGAGUUUUUCCUUGCGAAAAUUUUUCCGUUUAGCUAAACAACAACAAAAUGAUUUAAUUAAUGGAAGACAACAAUCCAUUCAGAUUUGUGAAGGAGGGUUUUUCCUUUUACCUGACAGACUUGGACAACAAAGCCAUUUAAGUCAAAAUAAUAUACUUCAUAAAAAAUAUUAUGACGAAAUUGGUGUUACUGGGUGUUCUUCUAUUUCGAGUAAUUCUUCUUUUGGAUCACCAUUUAAAGUAAUUUUUUUAAAAUUCAUUUCAAAAUUUCUCCUCUCUUUUUCUCUUUCCUUCCCCCUUUUAAUUUUUAAAUUUAACAUUCAAAAAAAUAUUUUAAACAAUUUAUUUCACCCACUCGUUAAUAUUUAA